Molecule: messenger RNA, 1902 nt
Organism: Prorocentrum cordatum
Lineage: Eukaryota; Dinophyceae; Prorocentrales; Prorocentraceae
Source: the annotation of a GenBank genome assembly
AGCAACUUUGGCUCAAGCCCUUCAGACCACAUAAGUCGCAUCAACCUACUUGCAGUACUGCACACCUACGUGAUAAGGCGAUUACAUAAUACGCGGUGGCGGAUCGUUCACUUCUUGUUUAACUUGGAUGUAGGGAUGCUCGUCCACAGGAGGCAUUGUUCCGCGUUGUUGGUGGUGAUAUAUCUACGAAGUUUGUCCGUUGCGAUCUCCGUCCAGCUGCGCGUGAACACCGACAUGAUCACCAACAUGAGCACCCCGUCUUAUCCUGCGGAACCCUGGUCCUGGUGUGCCCCCCUGCGGGCACCCCGACGCCCAGCCCGACGCCCAGCCCGACCGUGGCGGCCGGCUCGCCGACGGCUAGCCCGACGCCUAGCCCGACGUUUGACCCGACGGCGGGCGGAACUGGUGCUUAUCCUGCGGAGCCGUAUUGCUACAACGUCAACGGCAUCUGUUUUCUCUGGGCUUCUCCGUGCUCUGGUGUAGUUUGGUGCUCCGAACUCAAUGCCCUUUCUACUUAUGACUGGUUCUGCCCUUGGGGGUUGCGCUACGCCACCCAGUCUGAGUGGGACGCUGCAUACGCCACUCUGGACUCCAACAGAGACACGUUCUUCCAGAAAUGCGCAGCCAGUCAGCUGGACCCGCGGCACGACCACUGCGACUACUACAACACCUUCGUGCGGGAGCCGGACAACUCAUACAACGAGCUGGUCCUGGUGUGCCCCCCUGCGGGCACCGCGACGCCCAGCCCGACGCCCAGCCCGACCGUGGCCCGUAUUGCUACAACGUCAACGGCAUCUGUUUCCUCUGGGCUUCUCCGUGCUCUGGUGUAGUUUGGUGCUCCGAACUCAAUGCCCUUUCUACUUAUGACUGGUUCUGCCCUUGGGGGUUGCGCUACGCCACCCAGUCUGAGUGGGACGCUGCAUACGCCACUCUGGACUCCAACAGAGACACGUUCUUCCAGAAAUGCGCAGCCAGUCAGCUGGACCCGCGGCACGACCACUGCGACUACUACAACACCUUCGUGCGGGAGCCGGACAACUCAUACAACGAGCUGGUCCUGGUGUGCCCCCCUGCGGGCACCGCGACGCCCAGCCCGACGCCCAGCCCGACCGUGGCGCCAGGCUCGGUGACGGCCAGCCCGACGCCCAGCCCGACGGCCGGCCCGCUUCCGUCGGGUGGAACUGGUGGGCCCGGACAGGUGGACCCGUCUGGCAAAGGCGAUCCCCACCUGCAGAACGUCCAUGGUCAGCGGUUCGACUUGAUGAAGCCAGGCCAGCACGUCUUGAUAAAUAUCCCUCGUGGGCAGCGCGCUGACAGAGCAUUGCUUCGCGUGCAGGCCUAUGCGCGCCAACUGGGUGGGUGCGCGGAUAUGUACUUCCAAGAACUGAAUGUUACCGGGUCUUGGGCAGAGUUCCAGCAAGCUGGAGGAUACCGCUACACCGUAUUGGAACCUGCUCCUAAGACAUCGGAAUGGCUUGCCUUUGAACAGGUUGAGCUGAAAGUCGUUCAUGGACAGACGAAGCGUGGCCUCAAGUAUUUGAAUUUCUACGUCAAGCAUUUGAGCCGAACUUCGUUUUCGGUCGGAGGCCUGCUGGGAGAGGACGACCACACGGCAGUGACGAUUCCUACGGCAGAGUGUUCCCGGCGUGUUGCACUCAUUCAGAUGCCAAAGGGAGCGCCAGGUGGCCGCAGCGACUCCUCCGUUGCGGUAGCCAGCCCUUAGGGUGACCCGGGUCGGGGUUCCGCCUUUCUGUGUAACAUCCGCCGCUCUGCGGUUGAUCGGGAGUUUAUGUAUAUAUAGAAGAAGGGGCGCGCGCUUCUGGGCGAGAGGGAAACGACCGAGAGAAGAAGGGGCGGCCGCCCCACAGGACCUCUCCAUGGUGCCGGAAGCCCAUCAGGGCU